AUUUGGGAAACAUUUGUGUAUCACAUAUCAAUGUCCAUAUGUGAUUUGAGCAUAGGAAUACCAAAUAUGGAUGACCAAAUGUCUCCUACUAAUUAAUAAAAUAUUAUCUAUUUAAUAUUUAAAAACAUUUUAACUCUUCGAAAAACUAAAAAGUAAACAAGAUUCACACAAAAAUAUGAACGUCAUUAACACAAAAGAUGUGAACUCUGGUUAGUGUUGAAGAUAACGUGAAACAAGAUUCAAAUCCUCGUGGAAGAGCACCAAUCGAUCACCAGAAUCAAACCUUUGAGCUUCCUCCUAGCUUCGGUAACGUUUAAUCUCACCUGAUUCUCGUUUUUCUUCUCUUCCUGUUGAAUGUUUGUGAACAUAGAUAUAUAUAAAGCUGAGAUAGAUAUAGAUUCAUGCUUCAACGGAAAAGCAUGAAGAGGAACAACAACAAUCUUCUAACGAACAAGAAUAAGUAUGUCUAUCUUAAAACGGCGUCGCAUCCAGCAAAAAGCAUCGCUAAAGCUACUCUGUUCCUCGUCACCUCUCUCUUCAUAUCUGCUGGUCUCUUAGACUUAUUGGGUUGUUUCGAUUUCGUGAGUUCGAAUCUGAAGUAACUUCUUUUUUAGAAACUUUUUAUUCAAUCAAGUGAAUCUUGAACUUGAAGAGUUAAUAAAUUCAUAUCUCUCUGUACUUCAGACAACUUUUACAGGUCUGAAGCAGGUAACAACUAGUAUCAGAAAAUCACCAAUCACAAGCCAAAGAUUCCCUAACCAAUGCGGCGUCGUUCAGAACCAAACUCAAUUAUUUCCCCAAAAUGGCUCCUCGAGAAACAACGACAAACCCAGAAGCAGCCAUUCAAGAAUAUCCACGUGUCCUUCUUACUUCCGUUGGAUCCACGAAGAUCUACGGCCAUGGAAAGAGACAGGUGUAACGAGAGGGAUGCUUGAGAAAGCCAGGAGGACGGCGCAUUUCAGAGUAGUAAUCCUCGACGGGAGAGUGUACGUUAAGAAAUAUAGAAAGUCAAUCCAAACAAGAGACGUUUUUACUCUGUGGGGCAUCGUACAGUUACUACGGUGGUACCCAGGUAGGUUACCGGAUCUUGAGCUCAUGUUUGACCCAGAUGAUAGACCAACCGUCCGAUCUAAAGACUUUCAAGGUCAACAACACCCGGCCCCGCCUCCUUUGUUCCGUUAUUGCUCUGAUGACGCCAGCUUGGAUAUUGUCUUCCCUGAUUGGUCCUUCUGGGGCUGGGCUGAGGUUAAUAUAAAGCCUUGGGAUAAAUCGCUAGUGGCGAUAGAAGAAGGGAAUAAGAUGACUCAAUGGAAAGACCGCGUGGCGUAUGCUUAUUGGAGAGGAAACCCUAAUGUGGCUCCAACUAGAAGAGAUCUUCUCAGAUGUAAUGUCUCAGCUCAAGAAGAUUGGAACACACGUCUCUACAUUCAGGAUUGGGAUAGAGAGUCAAGAGAAGGAUUCAAGAACUCUAACCUAGAGAACCAAUGCACCCACAGGUACAAGAUUUAUAUAGAAGGAUGGGCAUGGUCAGUGAGUGAGAAAUAUAUAAUGGCAUGUGAUUCAAUGACAUUGUACGUGAGACCUAUGUUCUAUGAUUUUUACGUACGAGGAAUGAUGCCAUUACAACAUUACUGGCCAAUCAGAGACACCUCUAAGUGUACUUCCCUCAAAUUCGCCGUACAUUGGGGGAAUACUCAUUUGGACCAGGCGAGUAAGAUAGGAGAAGAAGGGAGUAGGUUUAUUAGAGAGGAAGUGAAAAUGGAAUAUGUGUAUGACUACAUGUUCCAUUUGAUGAACGAGUAUGCAAAACUUUUGAAGUUUAAACCAGAGAUUCCGUGGGGAGCCACGGAGAUUACGCCGGAUAUUAUGGGCUGCUCGGCGACGGGACGGUGGAGAGAUUUCAUGGAGGAGUCUAUGGUUAUGUUUCCUAGUGAAGAGUCUCCUUGUGAGAUGCCUUCUCCUUUUAACCCUCAUGAUUUAAAAGAGAUUCUUGAGAGAAAAACUAAUUUGACUCGUCAAGUUGAGUGGUGGGAAGAUCAAUAUUUUCAUGAUUUAGCCAAUAUCAAGAAGCCUUGACCAAAAAGGCUCUUGUGUUUGUUUAGAUGAUUGAGUUGUAUUCAUAUAUUGAAAUUAGUGAAAAGUAAACGAGUAAUUUUUUUUCCGACUAGUAUGUGUCUCUAUCUCCACUAGCGAUCUUUUUUCCGACUAGUAUGUUAAUUGAGUUGUAUAUUCUAAUGUUUUAGUAAAUGUUAUAAGUUUAGUUCUAUUUUUUUU
Messenger RNA from Arabidopsis thaliana (thale cress), 2274 nucleotides. RefSeq names its product downstream target of AGL15 2 (gene DTA2). NCBI's taxonomy places the organism in Eukaryota, Viridiplantae, Streptophyta, Magnoliopsida, Brassicales, Brassicaceae. The transcript is spliced from 5 exons. The record is from RefSeq and is marked reviewed. The coding region runs from base 928 to 2076 and encodes 382 amino acids.